UGAAAAGGGAAAACAAUGAUAGCAUAAGCACUAGUGACGUUUACGAAUGAGUACCACUGAAAUUGGAGAACAUCUUGGAAUAAGAGUAUACUCGAAUAAUAUUCAUUCUAGUACCAUGGCAUCGGUCCUCUCUAUCGGUGUCUCUAAAAUCACUCCAGCCGCCUUUUUACCUCGGUUAUGUAAGAUACCAAAAAAUCACAAUGCGAUACAAGUAGCUUUUAUGAAAAGAUUAGCGCUAUGCGAUCCUGUUCGUAAGCCUGCCCCAUUUAAAUAUUGGGAAAAAUUGUAUUCUGCAUUUCAAAUGGCAAAGACUUCAAUUGUAAUGAGGUAUGAUGAAAAUACCAGAAUAAUAGUUGUGGAUGGUCCUCCAGCAGUUGGGAAGUCCAAACUCUGUGAAAAAUUGGCAGAAGAAUUUGGAAUGAUGUACAUGCCACCACCAGGGCACGACGAGCUUUACAUAAAUCCUUAUGGGUAUGACUUGCGUGAAAUGGAUUCAAAGUUACCGCUUCAUGCUCAGAGUUAUGAUCUAGAAAGAUUUUUAGCAAAACCAAAUGAUGUAAGAGUACCAUUCUUUCAAUUAAUGUAUUAUCUAAUGAGAUUCGAGCAAUAUGCAAAUGCAAUACUCCAUGUACUAUCAACUGGUCAAGGAGUAGUGCUUAAUAGAUGUGCUUACUCAGAUAUUGCAUUUACGGAAGCUAUGCUAAAAUCUGGUUAUAUCAGUAAAGAAGCAAUGUCACAGUACAUGUUUAUGAAAAACAAAGGAUGCAAAAAACUCUUUAGGCCACAUUUGGUAAUAUAUUUAGAUGUACCUCCGGAGCUUGUUAAGGAGAAGAUUAAGAAAAGAGGUAAUCCUCAUGAAGUAAAUUCCAAAGUCUUUACAACGAAAUUUUUAUCGGAUUUAGAAAAUGCGUACAAAGAAAAAUAUUUAAAAACAUUAAAAGAACAUUCGCAAUUAUUAAUUUACGAUUGGUCCAAAGAGGGCAAUUUUAAUGAUGUUAUUCACGACGUAGAAGAAGUUGAUCUAGAUACUUUUAAAAAACCAAGAUUAGCAGAUUGGAUAUUUGGUUCUGUAGCUGAAAUAUAUGACGCGAUACAAAUAUUUCAAGAAAAAGUUCCAAUCGUAUUGGACAUGUAUAACAAUAUGGAAGUUCCACCUCGUGAGUUGUAUUGGACAGCUGAAGAGUUUGAUCUAAUAGAGUCAACAAUGAAUAGUAUUCCCACUGAAAAAUAUGACUAUGGAUUUUUUCCAAAGAUUGAUAAAAAUCUUUGGUUCAAAUAUGACCAACCAGAACUUCAUCCAUUUCGUCGAACUCCUCGUGAUUUUGUAAAUCUUAAUAAAAGUAUGUAGUAAAAGAUAAUAAUAAUCUAACGUAAUUCUAGAGUUUGAGAAAUAAUGUUUUCCUGUAAUAAACAAAAGAAUUACAAGCAGCAUUAUAGGAACGUAACCUUAACUUUAGCGAGUUUCGUUCUACCACCCUUUUGUCAAUUUUAAUAUUCUUUAUAAUUUAUUUCAUACUUACACUUGUAAUAUAUUUUCAAAUGUAUAUAAUAAAUCCGUUUAUGAGAUAUGAUA
Messenger RNA from Osmia lignaria (orchard mason bee), 1573 nucleotides. RefSeq names its product NADH dehydrogenase (ubiquinone) subunit ND-42 (gene ND-42). The record is from RefSeq and is a predicted model, not a curated record. Gene Ontology annotation, cellular component: respiratory chain complex I; cytoplasm. Gene Ontology annotation, biological process: mitochondrial electron transport, NADH to ubiquinone. Lineage: Eukaryota; Metazoa; Arthropoda; Insecta; Hymenoptera; Megachilidae.